CCAGGUGUUCUGGCAUUGUCCGCUUCUUCGCUGUCGCUACCAUGCCUUAAAACAAAGAUGGUCAGAUGAUAGACAAGGGAAAAAGGAACGAGAGGCAGCCAUUGGUCCUCCAGUGGUAACAUGGUUUCUUUAUCUCCUGCAUUCAUCGCAUAUUGCGUGCCCCUUCACCGGCUGAAAUCACAAGAGUCUAUAAUUCAUGUUGCCGAUUUUCCCUUCUUCCGUGUGUUUCAUCUCCAGCUCGGCAAAGCUGCAGGAACUGGGCAAAAGCCCUUCAUUGUGGGCUGUUCGUGCAGGGUAUCCUGCAGCAGAAACGGCUUCUCUCGAUCGCGGUCACAUGUCAGCCGCCACCAGUGUAACCAGAGUUCGUCAUAUUUAUCUUGUUUCGAGUACAUGACGUACUUGACAGACUAAGACAGGGGCAGAUCUGGAUUGUUCGAGGAAAAAGGAAUGGACAGAAAACGUCGAACGCUUACGGAUUUCUAUGUCAUGUAGCAUCACCCGGAAAACUACAGGAGCAACAGACACAAUGAGCGCACGCGUAGCGGUCGCCUCAGCGUCGCCCGUUGCUGGUGGUGCUGUCGGAAGGCUGAUGAGAGAGUACCAGGCUAUUCAGCAGGAUCAGAUCCCAUAUAUUCUUGUCAGACCCGACGACAAUGAUAUCCUGACAUGGCACUAUGUCCUUCACGACCUUCCGGAUGAUACACCAUACCGAGGUGGUUUAUACCACGGGAAACUGGUUUUCCCUUCGUCGUACCCUUUUGCGCCCCCUGCGAUCUACAUGAUGACACCAAGCGGGCGUUUCGCGCCCAACCGGAGGCUGUGUUUGUCCAUAAGCGACUUUCAUCCGGAGACAUGGAAUCCUUCGUGGAGGGUUGAGACGAUACUGACUGGCCUUCUAAGUUUCAUGAUUGACGAAGACGAACCGGUGGCGCAAGGAACCGUGGGUUGUUUAACAAGCGAAAGAAGGAGGUUUGCGCUGUCAUCUUUCCUCGCCAACAAGCGAGAUCCAGUUUUUCGUCGCUUGUUCCCAGAGCUCCUAGACGAAAGCAAAUUCGAUCCGAAGACAGGAUAUUCCCUGUGCGGCCAUACUGGCGUUGGUGGAGAGGCGACCGACUCUGGACUGAGUCCUUCUCCUUCCACCUCUGCUGGCUCGUCCCCGUCCCCUGCUUCGCCGUUUGCUUCUAGAUCUGCCUCGAUAGGAAACUUAACAGAGUCUGUACCAGCGGGGGAAGACGCCCGUGGGCUCCUGGUCGGUCGGGGACCUGAGACCGUCCAGACGGUUACACGAGGAAGCGUGCAUUUGGAGCGAACUAAUUGCGCCACUCCGCCAGCCAAAGAGUUGCCGCUGCCAAGCCGUUGUGUAGGCAGCGCACGAGCUGGGGGUGACAGGGACAACGGCUUUUUUGAUGCAAGUAUACAUAUGUUGCUGAGCCGGGUGGAGAGGAAUAAGCGAGGAAAUACUGAUAGCGUCUCCCAUGGUGUCCAGUUUUGGAGAAGAAAUGAGGACUCCGCAGAGUCGUAUGAACGUGGGCUUCUGUCAGACACAAAUGUCAACCAAAAUACUGCACUUUUACAGGGGGCCGGGCGAACGAAGAGCUCGACUUUUGAUAACGACUUGUCCGAUCAGAGAAGGCAAAAUCUGGGAGGAACGAAGCUAAUGGAAGUCUUCCGUGGCCAUGCAGCGUCCCUUGCUGCUGCCACACUUUGGAGUGCCAGAAGCCUAGACGCUUUUGGGAAUGGUACAGGACAUCCGGCGUCGGUUCAGCGAAGUGGGGCAGUUGUUUCUGGGACAAACACGGACUUAAGGGAUGGCCAAAGAACCAGCUUUUGUCUGCCCGAGCUUUCUUCUUCUGGUUGCAACUUUUCGUCCGCUCCUUUCCAACGAGGAGCACGCGCUGUUGACCGGGACACCAAUGGAGGUUUACGAGACGAGACGUCGCUGACGCAUGCAGAUGACAGCAGACAGGUCACGUGUAAUGGACUCGAAAAGCGUCCAGGAAGUGAAGGGUCACGAGAAGAUGGGUCGUCAAACUCUCACGGCACGUACCAGGACAGGAAUGAAAAUACAAAGUAUGGGGACGGUUUCAGUGUGGAGGACCCAGGCAGUGAAGAUGCUCUGCUGGGGCAAGGGAAACGGAUAUUUGACGUGUUAGGAAGUAAACAAGAAGACAAGGCAAUGAAAUUAUCCGUCCCGACACCCAACCAAGUCUCGAGUUCUGAUUCGAACCGUGCAGUCUCUAAAGACAACGAAAAUAUACGAAAUUCGAAUGAAGGUGACAGUAAGUGCGGACUGUGGCUGUUGAAACUGAUCCGGUUCCUAUGUUGGGCAGAAGAAGAGCAGAGGAAGGGAAUCCAGCUGUGCCGCUAUCUUUCCUAUCUUUUGCAAACGCGAGAACACGAGUCAAGGCGAACCGUAACUUCGUCAUUUUUUAGCCGAGGAGAAAGACUCCAUUGUGUGGCGGAGGGCUUUUCUCCAAGCGGAGGAGGCCGACUCGGUCCGAGGGCCGAGAUCCAAGGGCAGGGCAAGGCGGGGAAGCUGGCAAUGAGACCCGAUGGAAGCAGAGACGAACUCGAGAAUGAGAGAGAAGACGGCACCGCCAGAAAAGAACAGAGAGGAGAGAUCUUAAACGGAAAGCAGCAAACGAGAGUCCAGAGCGAAAGACAAAACAUAAAGGGAGGCAAAAGGGAUGCUGAGGACGCAGACCGAAACAACACAGGAAUCGAAAGUAGGAAGCGAGCUCGCCUUCUUGGUGCGGCCAUGUCCAGUGGUGUUGAUCUGGAGGCGGUUAAGGAGAACGAAGAAUAAUAGGAGUAAACAGCGAACUCUGCUUUCCGUCCGUAUUCAAACCGUUCGCGGAAACUCGUUAUGCGCAGGAACAGCACGGUCCGUUUAUCGCAGGAGCCUAACCGGACAAGUGGGCAAGGAUACAGACACAUGCGGAAGACAUUGCAUGCCAUACUUUGUUUUUCAAUAGAAAGCGCAGAGCUGUGACGAGAGAAGGACCAGCCUGCGGUGUGUUUUAGCUUUGUCACCCAAUUUGGCGGUGAGUCCGGGGCUCCCAGAAGCGCCUUCAGUAGAUAAAAGAGUGGGGGGAGAUAAAAGAGUUGGGGGAAGAACCCCAUGCCAAGCGUUCAAGUCUUGGCAAGGAGGCAGAAGGAGCUGCAGUGUCUGACGUCAGAAAAAGAAUUCCGUUAAUCUGUAUACAAUUGGUGUAUGUGUACUUUGACAAAUUCAGUUCCCAGAAAAACAUGCCGGUUCCAAGAAAGAUGCGAAAUCAUAAAUAGGUCACAAGUAAGGCUACAGAUGCAAUAACAAGGUACUUCCUUCAACAAAUCUGUGUAAAUUCCACCGUAUCAGAUGUGUAUCGUUUCAACCGACAGGUACAGAUUACAUGUUUUGCGUUGGAUCGACUCGGUGCGUUAUCAGUUCUAACGAUCAGAGAAAAGCCAGUGUGAGAACGGAGGAGGUAUAUUCCGCCUCGGUGGUUGUACCGUGAUGGCAGGGAGGAAGGCAGAGACGUCGGGACACAAGAAACAGGUUUUCUUGAAGCAGAACCUCACACUUUCACAAGAGGAUACAGGAAAUUAAGACGCGAUUUGGCAUCUACAGUGGGAAGGGAAGGAGCGAAAGGGAGGAAAAUUUGUAUCCGAGGAAGUGAGAAAAAGACAAGCUCUUCUCGCAUGUGGAGAUAUCGAGCGAAAUACUAACAUUGUUCUUAAGUGAGAAGUGGUCUUGCUCGCGUUAAGCAAUAGUUAUUUGGGUGUGAAACGCGUGGAGGCCGUCUCGCUUGCUGUCUCUUGCUUUAGUGCCUUUUUCUGGAUCCCUGUGGUAUCGACGGGAUGAAACUGUCUCCGUAUUCCCGCAUAUGUGCCGAGUAAAGGCCUCCCCUUAAAAACGUGCCACUUGUUUACGUCGCGCGCUCUGUAAAGCUACACACACUCAUGUAUGAUCAUGAUUCUGCCGGCUCCGGCAGAUGGGUGUGCGUGUACGUGUUUGUGACCAGAUCUAUGUUUUUGUGUGAAGCAGGUGAUACGUGGAAACGACACCACCGUGUCUUGUUUUUACGUCAUGUUUCUCGCUCGCGUGAAAAGGUUUGAGAGGUGGUGUUCUUCGCAUUAUGCUGUUUUUUCACGUGGCCAUGUCCUCAAAGACACUGUUUCUGAGUUAGUGACUGCCACAAAUCAGGACAUCUCCGAGAAAAACGAAGACAUCCCCACGAUAGUGCGUGCAACCUCAACAGUGAACUAUUUUGUCCCAUUUAUCAGAACGUGUUUGAGAAGACCGGCCACACAGACAGUGCGUGCAACUCAACAAUGAAACUCUUUUUAAUCCAAGCCCAACAGGGUCUUACUGAACUUCCUUGUUCCGGCAUGUACCUGCCCCACACUUGGAUUCUCAGCAGCAACGCACCGCGCCUGACGGGAGACCACUAGCAACUGACAGCAGUUUUUGACAACCGUGAAAUAGCGCUAACUCGCGACCGCACACGAUUUGUCUCCGGUCAAAGAAAUCCAGUGGCCAGGGCAGAAGUGU
Messenger RNA from Toxoplasma gondii ME49, 4534 nucleotides. RefSeq names its product ubiquitin conjugating enzyme E2, putative. The coding region runs from base 482 to 2806 and encodes 774 amino acids. The record is from RefSeq and is a predicted model, not a curated record. NCBI's taxonomy places the organism in Eukaryota, Apicomplexa, Conoidasida, Eucoccidiorida, Sarcocystidae. The transcript is spliced from 6 exons.